Messenger RNA from Zingiber officinale, 4455 nucleotides. RefSeq names its product sucrose synthase 7-like. Gene Ontology annotation, molecular function: sucrose synthase activity. The record is from RefSeq and is a predicted model, not a curated record. The transcript has 18 exons. Lineage: Eukaryota; Viridiplantae; Streptophyta; Magnoliopsida; Zingiberales; Zingiberaceae. The coding region runs from base 1097 to 3631 and encodes 844 amino acids. Gene Ontology annotation, biological process: sucrose metabolic process.
UGUCCCCGAAUCAUUACGGCCUUUUCUUCCCCUCCUACAGUAGAUUUCAAUUGCCAUCUGAAAUCUUUCUCUUUUCUCCUUAUUUUUAUAAAUUUAUAGUCACUUUGAAGGUGGAGAAUAAUUCCCUGAAGUGGAAAUUGAUGCUGCACUCAGAGCCUCCUUGCGCGAACGGUGAUGGAAUCAAAGACUGGUUGGCAUUUGGCAAUGCAGUAAUAUGAUGAUAUGCGUAUGUAUACGUUGCAUGGCAAUGAAGUGAAGACAGUAAACUCGCGGUGGCUCUCCGUGCAUGUAGAUGGAUUCAAUGCAACGACUAGGUGAAAUAAUGGGGGUGUGGAGGAGAAGAGAGAUUGGUGGGUGUGAGUAGGAGAGGAGUCAGAAGCAGCAGCGAUUGCCUGACACACCACAACCGAUGAUGUCCGGUGUCUUCAGUCAAACUGCCAGUCAUACUCCACUCCGAACUAUUUUUAAUAUAAUUAAAAACAGACGAUCCCAUCUGCUCUUCCAAAGUCACAAAUGAUGCACACUAAUUUCAGGAAGUUGAUGAUGGACCGCUUUCUUAUGACAUCUUAAUUAUCUGAUCAACAAUAGGACUUGAAUUAGCUUUCAUUGAGAUUCAACAUUUUUUUAAAAUUUUUUGUUAAUAUAAAUUUACUUGUAUUGCAUUGAAUGACCAAAUGAUUGUGAUAUCUGAGUGUCUUCCACUUACUCUAGGUUUUUCUUUCUCAUCUAUCAUUGGUUUAUAUUUUAUAAUGCAUUCAUAUCAAUUUUUACUGCAAUGCAGCUAGUACAAAGGUUGCUUAUUACCUAAAUUCCAAACCUCUCAACUAAUGAGAAGGUUUCGGAAGAAUAGAACUACUUCACUUUGCAUAACAAACAAGGAACCCCGUAUCAAAUGCCUUUCUUGCUCUUUGCUUUCCAUGCACUAUGGUUAGAAGAAUAUGUGGAUUAGUCAUACAAGCAAUGCAGAAUUCUCUGAACAAUUUGCCAUGGUGAUCAUAUGAUAUAAAUUGAUAUCUCCAACUCUGUUGGUAUACUAUGUCAUAGCCUGCUUGAUAGGAUUUCCAAGUUCAUCAUCUCAGCUGCACUUGAUAGAAUAAUGGCCGGCCGGCGCAACAUUAAGAGGUCAGAUAGCAUUGCUGAGGGCUUGCCUGAAGCUCUAAAACAAAUUCGAUACCAGAUGAAGCGGUGUUUUGCGAGGUAUGUUUCAAAGGGGAAGAGAAUUAUGAAGAACAAACAACUGAUGGAAGAGUUUGAUAGCACAUUGGAUGACAAGCAUGAGAAGACCAAGCUAAUGGAAGGAUUUCUUGGCAUGAUCAUUUGUGCAACUCAGGAAGCCGUUGUCAUUCCUCCAUUGGUUGCAUUCGCUGUGCGGCGAUUUCCUGGAAUAUGGGAGUAUGUUAAGGUCCAUUCAGAGGAUUUGCAAGCUGAUGAUAUCACUGCUUCUGAGUACCUCAAGUAUAAAGAAAGAAUAUAUGACGAAACUUGGGCUAAUGACGAGAAUGCACUAGAGGUAGAUUUUGGGGCAUUCGAUCUGACAACACCUCACCUCACGCUGCCUUCCUCUAUAGGAAAUGGCAUGCAAUCCAUAUCCAAAUUCCUGUCAUCAAGAUUGACUGAGAAUCCAAGCAAUUCCAAGCCAUUGUUCGACUAUUUGCUGGCCCUUAAUUACAGAGGACAAAGCUUAAUGAUCAAUAGCACCCUCAAAACAGUGAUCAGACUUCAGACUGCGCUAAUCUUGGCUGAAGAGCAUGUUCGUGCUCUUCCUAAGAACACGCCAUUCGACAUGUUUGCGCACAGAUUCGAAGAAUGGGGAUUGGAGAAAGGAUGGGGUGACACAGCUGAAAGGGUUAGGGAAACACUCAGUUGUCUCUCUGAGGUCCUCCAAGCCCCAGAUCCUGUCAGCAUACAGAAAUUUUUCAGUAGGGUUCCUACAAUCUUUGACGUUGUAAUCUUUUCUCCACAUGGCUAUUUCGGGCAAGCAGAUGUUCUUGGCUUGCCUGAUACUGGUGGCCAGGUUGUGUACAUUCUAGACCAAGUGAGAGCUUUCGAAGAAGAAUUGCUGCUCAGGAUCAAACAGCAAGGGCUAACAGUUAAACCUCGAAUUCUCGUGGUGACCAGGCUGAUACCGGAAGCCAAGGGGACUAAGUGCAACCAAGAACUGGAAGCAGUUCUGAACACCAAGCACUCGCACAUCCUUCGCGUGCCAUUUCGGACCGACAGUAAAGUUGUAAGCCAAUGGGUUUCGCGGUUCGACAUCUACCCCUACCUCGAGCGAUAUGCGCAGGAUGCUACUGCGAAAGUUCUUGACAUUUUAGAGGGGAAACCAGACCUGAUCAUUGGGAAUUACACUGAUGGUAACCUUGUCGCAUCUCUCAUGGCAAGCAAACUCGGAGUCACUCAGAGUACUAUAGCUCACGCUCUUGAGAAAACCAAGUAUGAGAAUUCUGAUGUGAAGUGGAAGGAACUGGAUGCCAAGUAUCACUUUUCCUGUCAAUUCACAGCUGAUAUCAUCUCAAUGAACUCUAGUGAUUUCAUCAUCACAAGCACAUACCAGGAAAUUGCAGGAAGUAAGGACAGGCCCGGGCAGUAUGAGAGCCACAAUGCAUUCACAAUGCCUGGACUAUGCCGAUUCACAUCCGGCAUCAAUGUCUUCGAGCCCAAGUUCAACAUAGCUUCUCCCGGCGCCGAUCAAUCUGUCUACUUCCCCUACACCCAGAAGCAGAGUCGGAUCACUGCAUUUCAACCUGCCAUUGAGGAGCUCCUCUACAGAAAAGCAGACAAUGAUGAACACAUAGGUUUCCUUGCUGAUAGAAAGAAACCGAUCAUCUUCUCCAUGGCGAGGCUGGAUACGGUGAAGAACAUAACCGGGUUGGUGGAGUGGUACGGGAAGAACGGCAGGCUGAGGGAGCUGGUGAACCUCGUCGUCGUCGCGGGAUUCCUCGACCCCUCCAAGUCCAAGGACAGGGAAGAGAUUAGCGAGAUCAAGAAGAUGCAUGCUCUCAUUUCCAAGUACCAAUUAACCGGCCAAAUACGUUGGAUUGCUGCACAGAGUGAUCGUGUCAGGAAUGGCGAGCUCUACCGCGUCAUUGCAGACACCAAAGGAGCUUUCGUUCAGCCUGCGUUGUACGAAGCAUUUGGUCUCACGGUGAUCGAGGCCAUGAACUGUGGCCUGCCGACGUUUGCGACCAACCAAGGAGGACCGGCGGAGAUCAUCGUCGACGGCGUCUCCGGUUUCCACAUCGAUCCCAUCAACGGCGAGGAAGCAAGCAACAAGAUUGCAGAUUUCUUCGCCAAGUGCAGAGACGACGGCGGCUACUGGAACAAGAUCUCCUCCGCCGGGCUGGAACGCAUCAAUGAAUGCUAUACCUGGAAGAUCUAUGCGAACAAAGUGCUGAACAUGGGAUCGAUCUAUAGCUUCUGGAGGAAGCUGCACAAGGAAGAGAAGCACGCCAAACAACGUUACACACAGCUCCUGUUCAAUCUCCAGUUCAGAAACAUGGCAAAGAGUGUUCCGCUUGCGGUUGAUCAAGCAAAGCCGCCGCCUCCAGCGACAGCCAGGAUCCUGUCCAGGCCUCCAUCUCAGAUUACAACAAGGCGCACCCAAUCACGAAUACAAAGGAUCUUCGGUUAGUUCAUUCAUGCAUAUUGAGGAAAUAAUUAAAUCUGCUAGCUACGGCCACGAGAGAUGCUUUAAUUCUUCGACUGAAGGUUUGUGAUCAAAUUAAAAAAAAAGAAUGAUGCAGGGAUGUGUGUAUGUAUUUCAGAGAUGUAUUUAAUAAUUUUCGAGGGCUUUGUUUGCAAUAAAUGAAUUGGUAGAAACCAUGCUAAGUUUAAACCCAUAAACAAAUUGUAAAAUUCCGAGGGCUAAUUCGAGAUAUUUGAAACAUUGAUAUUUAAAAUUAAAACUCCUCGUUUGACUCCCCCAAAAAUCAAUCUGGUUUUGAGAUCACGACGACGGCGAGCCUCCUCUCUCCUUCCGUUCGCGACGCCAUUGCUUGGAUCUUCACCGCUUCACGCUCUCUCUCUUACUCGAUCUGGCUGUCUUUGGCCCUCUUCUCCCUGCCCCCAAUCUCAAACCCUAACUCGGUCGAUUCAGGUAUGUUCACUGUUCUUCACGUUUUCCUUGCUUUUAUUUGGGCUUUUGAUGUCUGCAUUCAAGUGGUUGUUCAUGUGAAAAAUCUCAAUGAACUUUUUUGACCGAGUUUUAGCGAAAAUAGUUUGACAAUCCUAGAGGGCUCAAAAUCUUAAACAAAGAGUACAGACGAAUUAGCGGACCAGUAGAUAUUCGCACGGUGCCCAUUUUAUAUGAAUCUGCGGCCGAGCUGAUCUGGUAAAACGCUGCAUAUUUGUAUAUAGAGAACUUGAAACUGGGUUUUUGUAAACUAAUUAUUUCUUAUAUUGGCUGUUAUCUGAGUAUUUUCAUGUUACUUAAUUAGGAUAUUCAAGUUUAUACUA